AUGGGCUCCAUCUCCAACCACAGCUCCUUCCAAAACGCCACGGCCCCUUCCGAGGAGCAGGCGGUUUCUUUGUUCGAGGUCCAGGUUUUGGUGCCCGUGACCUUGAUUUCCAUCCUCCUCUUUUUCCUGGGAGUCUCUGGCAACGUGAUGACCAUGGUCAUUUUCAGACGCUCACCAGAGAUGAGGACAACAGUGAACAUGUACCUGUCCAGCAUGGCCCUCUCGGACACCCUGAUUUUCCUGGGCUUGCCCUCCGACCUCUACCGCCUCUGGAAGUACAAACCUUACCUCUUUGGGGAUUUCCUCUGCAAGUUCUUCAUCUACCUGAGCGAAACCUGCACCUACAGCACCAUCCUGCACGUCACCACGCUCAGCCUGGAGAGGUACUUUGCCAUCUGCUUCCCCCUGAAAGCCAAAGCCACCCUCAGCAAGCGCCGGGUGAAGCGGGUCAUCCUGGCCCUGUGGGGCUGCUCCCUCCUGACUGCUGGCCCCGUCUUCUUCCUCUUCGGGGUGGAGCACCCCCAGGGCAGCCUCCCCCAGGAGAGCCAGGAGUGCAGGUCCAUCCACAGCGUGGCCCAAACGGGGCUGCUGGAGACCAUGACCUGGGUCUCCACCAUUUAUUUCUUCCUGCCCACCUUCUGCCUGGCUCUGCUCUACGGCCUCAUCUGCAGGAAGCUCUGGCGCAGCGGGGAGAGGCUGCGGGGCAGGAGACGGUGCCACCUGCAGACUGUGAAAAUGCUGGCUGUGGUUGUCUUGGCCUUUGUGCUGUGCUGGCUCCCGUUCCACGUCGGCCGGAUCCUCUUUGCCCAGAGUGAGGUGAUCCUGUACGACCUCACCCAGCACUUCAACCUCAUUGCCAUGCUGCUCUUCUACCUGGGGGCUUCCAUCAACCCCAUGCUGUACAACCUCAUGUCACACAGCUACAGGAGAGCCAUGGGCAACAUCCUGCACCCCAGGGGAGCUGGGCGCUGCAGGAGCCUGGGCAGGAGCGAGAAGGUUUCUUCUCCCCCUGGGACAGAACACGGCUCUUUCCCAUCAGCUGCUCAGCACUGACUCCAGUCCCAGCACCCCAGCUGUGCUGUGGGAUAAAACCCAGGCAGGUGGUGCACGUGCAGUCUGGAACAAGUUCUGAGGCUGUCCUUUUGGCUACUGGGUGUUCCCUCAGGUAGGGCUGGAGCAGUUCAGGGAAGCAGGAGUCGAUUCACACUGCACACAGGGACAGGCUGGGCUCUGCUCUUCACAGGACUCACCAGCACGGGUUUCACCCUCCGAAAGCUCCUGUGAAGGGGCUUGUCUGUGGUUCUGAGGACCAGACAUUGAGCUCAUCACAGACCUGUGGAACAAUUCAAGUGACUUUCCUCCCACAGAAGCCAAGGAGGCUAAAGCCAGGCCAGCUGGUGGCUCUCAGCAAGCAGCAGGACAGUGCUGGGCUGAGGCCCAUGCAAAUAACUGCCAGAAAAGUUUUUUUUAAGGCAACUCUUAAAGACACAUAGAAGAACACAAAGUCUCUUCACCUUAAAUCACACACUAACCACCCAAACAACUGCUCCUGAGCUUGCUUAAAACCCAGGAAGAACAGACAACCAGCCCGGGAGUCAAAUCUGAAUACAUUUGUAUUAUUUAUUGGCUGUAUUAAAUAUAUUAUCUAUUUGAUAGUUACAAUUUAGUAAUACAAUGCAUGGCAGCUUUAACAUAAGUUUGAGAUACCUCAAAAUUACAAUACAAGGAAACUGAAGAUACCUAAGUACAUUAAUGCCACGAGGGUACAUGGUUCUGGAACAGGAAUCCGUGUCGCCACAGGCUCACGGGUGUUGUCUGGACUAUUCUGUGGCAAUUCCAGAAGAACUUUUGUUGACUUUUUUAGGAGUCCUGACUUGUGUUAGUAUUUACUCUGCCAUCCUAAUUUCUCUUUGAAAAACCAUCAGGAGUAUCACUGCCAAAUAAACCUCUCCAGGCUUUGUUCUAAGAGUUGGAGAAGCCAAACCCUUUGGCAACAGAGGUUUUGCUGGAGGCAGCUUUAUCUGCUAAAAGGAGACCAGGAAGAGAAACAGACAAGAUUGUCAAAAACUCUUCUGCAAACUAAAGACUAACAUCUGUAUAAAACUCUUUCCAACACUGGAGGGAGAGAUUUCUAUGAUAUAAUAAUAAAUGAUUAACUUAAAAGUUCUGCUACAAGUAGAACAAUACAUUCAAACAUACAUUU
Molecule: messenger RNA, 2203 nt
Organism: Apus apus (common swift)
Lineage: Eukaryota; Metazoa; Chordata; Aves; Apodiformes; Apodidae
Product: growth hormone secretagogue receptor type 1-like
Exons: 2
Coding region: 1-1053 (350 amino acids)
Biological process (GO): G protein-coupled receptor signaling pathway
Cellular component (GO): plasma membrane
Molecular function (GO): G protein-coupled receptor activity
Source: RefSeq, a predicted model, not a curated record